This is a messenger RNA of Dibothriocephalus latus, 759 nucleotides long. The record is from the annotation of a GenBank genome assembly. Lineage: Eukaryota; Metazoa; Platyhelminthes; Cestoda; Diphyllobothriidea; Diphyllobothriidae.
AUGUAUCGAAUAGCAUUCAAUCACGGUCUUUGGAGUCCAGUGCGUGAUCAUCUUCUGCACAUUUUCCGGUGUAUUUCUGGGACAGAACAGAACACUGCUAUUCGAUAUGCUUAUCAACGAGAUAUAAAGGCCUACAUGGUAAAUCUUAAUUUACACUCGAACAUUCUUAAGAUUGCACGUCUUCUCAUACUCUAUGUCUUGAAACGACAUUUUUUACUUGAUCCGGUCGAUGUGCACGUAGAACGAACCCCAGAAGGUCGCCCACACCUGCCGUCUCAUCCGGAUUUUGACUUCAACGUUUCACACAAUGGCGACUACACAGUCUUGGCUGCCUGCACAAAUGGGAGAGUCGAUUCUCAAUUGUCUAGCGUCUCAGCAUUUGGUAUCUCGGCAAAUAGGUUCCUUUUGAAGAUGAAGAACAUUUUUGCUGUCUCGGAGUGGAAUUUUCUGAUGUCUGAUGUAUCCGAUACGGCCAAAAUGCAACGAUUUUUCCGACUCUGGGUGCGUGCAAUUCCCAACCAUCUUACUUAUGAAUGUCUGAAAGAGGCGUACGUGAAGGCGCUCGGUGUCGGUCUCAGUAUGGACCUUCAAACAGUUGAAUUUCAACUAUCCAACGCAAUACCAAAUUGCGUUUGUGCUGAACCCCUUCAUUGGACUUUCGAGGAACAUACUUUGGGCUCGAAUCACGUCACCGCAAUUGCCUGGAAUAUCCCCUGUUCUCCGGUUCGUUCUUCAGACUGUAACGUUCCACACUCUUAA